Molecule: messenger RNA, 2967 nt
Organism: Aspergillus wentii DTO 134E9
Lineage: Eukaryota; Fungi; Ascomycota; Eurotiomycetes; Eurotiales; Aspergillaceae
Product: putative ARID/BRIGHT domain protein (SWI1)
Exons: 1
Coding region: 1-2967 (988 amino acids)
Biological process (GO): regulation of transcription by RNA polymerase II
Cellular component (GO): SWI/SNF complex; nucleus
Molecular function (GO): transcription cis-regulatory region binding
Source: RefSeq, a predicted model, not a curated record
AUGAAUGCCUGGCUAGCUGACGCCUCGAACCUCCCAAGCCAUGACAAUGGGGCUUUCCAUCCAACAACCAUUGAUCCCUCUGCGGCUUUCCUCCACGCUUCUCCCACCCCUCAAGACCCCAAUCAAUUCCAGCGCAUGUUCAAUGGCGUACCGCGAAAUGCAUCUCCGGGCUUUCACAACCCCAACCAAGUGAUUCCGUCCAAACGGGCUCGCCCGGAUGAUGGUAUUGCAAUGUCACCUAGACAAGCACCGGGCGGGGUUGCAGCAUCGCGGUCUCAGACGCCUCACCAAGUGCCUUUCCCGGGAUAUCAGGGUCCAACGAAUGGCGCCCCGCAGUUUCCCCCAACACCGUACCAGCACCUCCAACAGGGGGCUUCUCCCAGUGUGACUCAAUCGCCCAUCAUGCAGGAAUUCGACCAGCAUGGUGCCCAGAGAAUGGGAACCGCAUCCCCGAGUCCGUUUACCCCCGCCGGCCCUCAUGUUGGCCAACAGAUGUCGCCAUCUCAACCAGAUCACCCGAGCCGUGUGAAUACUCCGCAAAAUAACACAUUCAUUCCUGGCCAGCCGUUUCCUCAGGGGGUGGGGCCCCAGUUCCCUCCAGCCCCGGCAAUGACCUCUGCUACUGUACAGGCCCCGAUGCAAGCGCAGUUUGGUGGUAUGCCACAGGGGUACCAGCAAGCCAUGGCUGCCCAACAACAGCGGUUGCAUGCUAUGCAGGUUCAGAACCAAACUCGUGCGAUGAACAUGAAUCCUGCAAUGGCGGGAAGGCCAGUCGCAGCUGGAAUGAACGCCAUGGCUAAUCCCCAGCAGAUGGCGGCCAUUAGGCAGAUGCAGCAGAAUAUGGCGAAGCCAACUAACCCAGAGGGAUUUAUGAGGUCGCUACAAAAGUUCAUGAUGUCGCGGAACCUGCCGCUAGAUCCUAACCCCAUUGUAUGCGGCCGUCCGGUCAAUUUAGUUCAGCUCUAUGCUACCGUCAUGAAGCUUGGCGGCUCGAAAAAGAUCACAGCUGCAAACAUGUGGCCUGUCAUAUCCCAGCAAUUGCAGUUCCCUCCCAUGCAGUUCCCCAUGGCGGUCCAGGAGAUCCGUGAGCACUACCAAAGAAACCUCGCUCCUUACGAACAGGCUUUCCUUAGCACGCAACAGAAGCAGUUCGCAGAUCAGAUGCAGCAAAACCAGCAGCCCCGGCCAGCAGAUCCCACAGGGAUGCAAUUCCAGUCCCCGACCGCUAAACCAGGCCCAGGAUUUGAGCCUUCCCAGCAAAUUGCGCAACCUUCUCCCAGCAGUGCAUCGGCUCCGAACAAUGUCCAGCACAGUGCGUCGAAUGGUUUCGCAACACCAACACCGGUGAAAGCACCAGGAAAACAGCCACAGCCACAGCCACAGCCACCGCAACAACAACAUCAACAUCAGCUCAGUAUUUCUCGCCAAUCCCAGCCACCACCAACACCACAAGACCCUAGGGGACAGCUACCUGGUCCUUCACCUGCCCCAUCAGGCAAAGGCCCGGGGUCGAUAUCUGGAAAACCAUCAGAGCCAUUUGAGCAGCCGUCAGAUCAACCAAUGAAGCAUCCUAUCGAGGACCCAUUCAAGCCCAUGGUCUUGCCCGAGAGCAAGCUCCAUGGCCCCAUUGCGGUGGAUGAAAUGUAUCAGCUUGGAGAGGACAUAUCAAGGUUAAAGCCAAAUGUGCCAAGCUUCGGCGAGCUUGGUGUUAUAGACAUACAUGCUCUCACCAUGAGCGUCAAGUCUGGGAUUCAUGCUGAAAUGCGCAUGGCUUUGGAUACGCUCACAUCUAUUUCCGGCGAGCCAGCCAUUCAAAUAUCGCUGGAUAACUGCGAGGAUCUGGUUGAAAGCUUAGUAGAGUGUGCUGAAGACCAAGCUGAACUGCUUGCUGAACAUGCUGCGGAAGUUUCGGAUGUUAUGCUUCUGCCAUCAUACGAGGAAAUAACUCGUGGGUGUCAGUCGGAGUGGGCGUCUCUCGCUGACGUUCCUGAAUUUGGAAGUCUGGACUACGAGCUCGAUCGAGCUGUUGAUCGACUUAUCUGUAUCACAACAAUCUUGCGCAAUUUUUCAUUUACGGAAUCGAAUUUUGGAAUAUUAGCAAUGCCUUCGGUUGUCACAUUCAUCUCGACAAUUAUUCGGUAUCUGGGAACUCGGAAUAUGCUGCUUCGAACACACCAGAAUACCUUGGAUUUCAUGAAGGACACCGUCAUCUACCUGAGCAACUUGGCCCACACCAUCUUAUUACCAGGAAAGGAAGAGGCACUCUGCUUAUUACAUUUCCUCUUGUCAUUUGCACCAUUUCCGGUACCAACUAUGACAGAGAGUGUCAUGUUCACAACAUACAAUGCUUCUAUCCAUAAAUACACGCCAGCAGCCGUGGACAGCUUAGCCAAACUUCUAGCUAGAGAUGAACCGAACCGAUCUUUCUUCAAAGCCAUUUUCUCCGGCGAUGGGUCUAUGGCACCGCAGCACGAGCUACUUACCCGUGCGUUUGGUCUUGCUAUUUGCCCACUUCCCGAUCAGCCUCGAAAACCUCUUGCCAUCGCAGAUGCACGCAAAGUAUUCCUUAUGCAAGGGCUAUUAGCGGCUGAUAUAUUGUCUGCAUUCGCAGAUGGGCCUCUCGCGAAAACAUGGCUUGACUCCGUUGAUGGUUUUGCCAUACAUCUACUCAGACUUUCCUGCCUGUUGAGCACAGAACGCGUCUUCCUUCCAAACCCGCGACAUACCCACGCCCAAAGAGCACAGGCUGAAGCCGAAGCUCAAGCUUAUGGGUCUAUCAUUCAUCGAGGCUUGACAAUUCUUCGAAGGUUAGCUGAGAAGUCGAAGCUUGUUGAAAAUGCCCCCGAAUUGCGGUUUCCCUCUGGAAUCAUACCAAAGAAGGAAAGCCUCCUCGGGGCACUAUUAAUGCCCAAUGUGGAUCCAAGCGUUGUUCGACAGCUGAUAACCUAUGCCCGUCUUGCGGAAUGA